UUACUUGAAAUGUUUAGUUAUUCACAUUAAGACCAUAAUUUGCGAAUGGAAAGUUGACUCAUCGAUAGAAAAUCGACAUGAUUACACACAACCUAUCUAGUGAAAUGGAAUUAAAUUGUGAACAUAGUUUGGACGCAUUUUACAUUUUGGCGGUUUAAAUUUUGACAUAACAAACGUUGUCAGUACGCGGAAAAUAAAUUAUCUGUCAGUCAAUUUUAGCGAUAAUUUGCUUCUUUUUUUGUCUUUUUAUAACGUGGGAUCCGUCAAUACAGAAACGAGCAGCACUUUUAUUAUUGACUCGUGGAGCAUGUUGUGUACAAAAUAAACAAAGAGAAAAUUGUAUAUGUAGACAAAAUCGAAAAAAGUACUUUUUUAACGUACAUUGAAUUCAGUAUUUUUGAGAGAAUAAUGAAACAUAGGUGACUUAAAAGAAUCUCUUUUAUUGUGUGUGAAUAUUGAAAGAGAAAGUCAAAAUGAAGUUAAUCGCUAAGAGUCUUGAUAAAGGCAUGCAAGGGUCAGUGGUCCUUGUGCCGGAAGAACCGGAAGAUAUGUGGCAUGCUUACAAUUUAAUUAGCGAAGAUGAUUAUGUGCGAUCGACCACAAUCCGAAAAGUUCAAAGUGAAACGGCGACAGGUUCGUCAAGUAGCAGUCGAAUACGUACAACUCUUACCAUUUGUGUAGAAAGCAUUGAUUUUGAUACACAGGCUUGUGUGCUACGUCUCAAAGGUCGAAAUGUCGAGGAAAAUCAAUAUGUCAAGAUGGGUGCCUAUCACACAUUAGAUUUGGAAUUGAAUCGUAAAUUUUCACUAACAAAACGUGAAUGGGACACAAUAGCCUUGGAACGCGUUGAUAUGGCUUGUGAUGUGACACAAAACGCUGACUUGGGCGCUGUUAUCAUGCAGGAAGGAUUGGCUCAUGUGUGUUUAAUAACAUCAAGUAUGACACUGGUACGAAGUAAAAUCGACAUGAAUAUACCAAGAAAACGGAAAAAUAAUGCUAAAAGACACGAAACUGGUCUGAAUAAAUUCUAUGAAGCCGUAUUACAAGGCAUUUUACGUCACAUCAAUUUUGAUGUCGUCAAAUGUGUACUACUCGCAUCGCCCGGAUUUGUUAAAGACCAAUUCUUUGAAUAUCUCAAUCAACAGGCUGUUAAAUCUGACAAUAAGGUGCUUUUGGAAAAUAAAAGUAAAUUUGUACUAGUUCAUGCCUCAUCAGGAUUCAAGCAUUCUUUGAAAGAAGUGCUUCAGGAUCCUGCCGUUCAAGCGAAAUUGUCCGAUACAAAAGCGGCGUCUGAAGUAAAGGCUUUGGAACAAUUUUAUCAAAUACUCCAAGCUGAACCAGCCAGAGCAUUUUACGGCAAAAACCAUGUGGUUAAGGCAGCUGAAUCACAAGCAAUCGAAACAUUACUGAUAUCAGACAAUCUUUUCCGAUGUAAGGAAGUGAACAUUCGAAAAGAGUAUGUAAAAUUAGUGGAAGACGUUCGAGAUGCGGGCGGUGAAGUGAAGAUUUUUUCAAGCAUGCACAUAUCGGGACAGCAAUUGGCACAACUAAGCGGGAUAGCUGCAAUGUUACGGUUUCCAAUGCCUGAACUAGAGGAUGAAGAUGAAGACGAAGAUGAUAAUGAUACGCAAGACAGUGACUCUGACAAUUAAAUUUUAUAUAUACUCGAAGUUUGACUGCCAUUUUUUGAACAUUUGUCUGCUGUCGUGCUGAUUUUUUUUUGAAUUCGUUAGAUAAAAACAAACAACCACAAAUCAAUAAGAUGUUGAUAACUUAAUUUAUUUUGCUAUUUUAUUGCGCGCCAAAUUCAAUUUGAUUAUUUUUUUUGUAAUUACAAUAUUGUAUAUAUAUACUAUUUAAUUAUUUUGUAAAGAAUCAAAAACAAGCAAAAAGAAAAAAUAAAUGAAAUGCUUUACCCUUGCUCCGAUAUUAGUUA
This is a messenger RNA of Contarinia nasturtii (swede midge), 1936 nucleotides long. RefSeq names its product protein pelota (gene pelo). NCBI's taxonomy places the organism in Eukaryota, Metazoa, Arthropoda, Insecta, Diptera, Cecidomyiidae. Bases 474 to 1652 code for a protein of 392 amino acids. Gene Ontology annotation, cellular component: cytoplasm. The record is from RefSeq and is a predicted model, not a curated record. Gene Ontology annotation, biological process: RNA surveillance; nonfunctional rRNA decay; nuclear-transcribed mRNA catabolic process, no-go decay. The transcript has 7 exons.